Ostrinia nubilalis (European corn borer) is the source of this 2742-nucleotide messenger RNA. It is a transcript of the gene Akt, whose product is annotated as RAC serine/threonine-protein kinase. The transcript has 8 exons. Bases 362 to 1942 code for a protein of 526 amino acids. Gene Ontology annotation, cellular component: cytoplasm; nucleus. Gene Ontology annotation, biological process: protein phosphorylation. The record is from RefSeq and is a predicted model, not a curated record. NCBI's taxonomy places the organism in Eukaryota, Metazoa, Arthropoda, Insecta, Lepidoptera, Crambidae. Gene Ontology annotation, molecular function: ATP binding; protein serine/threonine kinase activity.
AUAAAUUGAAAAGAUCGCGUUUGACGUCGUAAACGUGUUAGAUUUCUCUUUCUCACCAUUCCAUUAACCCCGGCAUGAACUUGCUCCUUUUCAGUCGGAUAUUUCUCCAGACACCUUCCCUAAUUCAUCGUAUUAUAACCGCGAGGCUACGUUGAGUACGUCGCAUAAGUUCGUGUUAUUUCUGAAAAGUAAAAUACAUUGAAAUCGUGCAUAAACAGAUAUCCAACGGGAAAAUGUUCGGUACAAUCGUGCCCAUCGCCAACAAAUCCAGGUGAAACUGUCACCACGGUACCGAAGUGCACAACGUGGUGUGGCUGGCAGUAGCCGUCGUUUGUUAUCAAACAGCGAGGCCGCGAGGGCGAUGGCGGAGGCGCCGCCCGGGAACAUCGUGAAGGAGGGUUGGCUGCAGAAGCGCGGAGAGCACAUCCGUAACUGGCGCGACCGCUACUUCAUCCUAUUCGACAAUGGCGACCUGGUGGGCUUCAAGACGCAGCCCGAGCGGAACAACUACCGCGACCCCCUCAACAAGUUCACGGUGCGUGACUGCCAGAUCAUGGCCGUGGACAAGCCGCGGCCCUACACCUUCACCAUCCGCGGCCUGCAGUGGACCACCGUCAUCGAGCGCAACUUCUCCGUCGACACGGAGAAGGAACGCGAGGAGUGGGUGGCGGCCAUCCGCUUCGUGUCGGGGCAGCUGAGCGCGGGCGGCGCGGGCGCGGGCGCGGCGGCGGCGCCCGUCGACGCCGAGGACCACGACAUCGCGCAGCUCGGCACCAGCUUCCGCGACCCCCGCCGCAUCACGCUGGAGAAGUUCGAGUUCGUGAAGGUGCUGGGCAAAGGCACCUUCGGCAAGGUGGUGCUGUCGCGCGAGAAGGGCACGGGCAAGCUCUACGCCAUGAAGAUCCUCAAGAAGAACCUCAUCAUCCAGAAGGACGAGGUGGCGCACACCAUCACCGAGAACCGCGUGCUCAAGAAGACCAAGCACCCCUUCCUCACGGCGCUGCGCUACUCGUUCCAGACAGUGGACCGCGUGUGCUUCGUGAUGGAGUACGCCAACGGCGGCGAGCUGUUCUUCCACCUGUCCCGCGAGCGCUCCUUCAGCGAGGAGCGCACGCGCUUCUACGGCGCCGAGAUCGUGUCGGCGCUGGGCUACCUGCACGCCGAGGGCAUCAUCUACCGCGACCUCAAGCUCGAGAACCUGCUGCUCGACAAGGACGGCCACAUCAAGAUCGCCGACUUCGGCCUCUGCAAGGUCAACAUCACGUACGGGCGCACCACCAAGACCUUCUGCGGCACGCCCGAGUACCUGGCGCCCGAGGUGCUGGAGGACACGGACUACGGGCCCGCCGUCGACUGGUGGGGCGUGGGCGUGGUGAUGUACGAGAUGGCGUGCGGCCGCCUGCCUUUCUACAACCGCGACCACGACGUGCUGUUCUCGCUGAUCAUGAACGAGGAGGUGCGGUUCCCGCGCGCGCUGUCGGCGGCCUGCCGCUGCGUGCUGGCCGGGCUGCUGACCAAGGAGCCGGCCAAGCGGCUGGGCGCCGGGCCCGACGACGCGCUCGAGGUCAUGCACCACCCCUUCUUCGCCUCCAUCAACUGGGCCGACCUCGUCGCCAAGAAGUGCCCGCCGCCCUUCAAGCCGCAGGUGGAGUCGGAGACCGACACGCGCUACUUCGACUCCGAGUUCACGGGCGAGUCCGUCGAGCUCACGCCGCCCGAGCGCCCCGACCACCUCGCGCGCAUACAGGAGGAGCACUUCCCGCAGUUCUCGUACCAGGUGAGUGCCCGCCGCCCUUCAAGCCGCAGGUGGAGUCGGAGACCGACACGCGCUACUUCGACUCCGAGUUCACGGGCGAGUCCGUCGAGCUCACGCCGCCCGAGCGCCCCGACCACCUCGCGCGCAUACAGGAGGAGCACUUCCCGCAGUUCUCGUACCAGGUGAGUGCCCGCCGCCCUUCAAGCCGCAGGUGGAGUCGGAGACCGACACGCGCUACUUCGACUCCGAGUUCACGGGCGAGUCCGUCGAGCUCACGCCGCCCGAGCGCCCCGACCACCUCGCGCGCAUACAGGAGGAGCACUUCCCGCAGUUCUCGUACCAGGUGAGUGCCCGCCGCCCUUCAAGCCGCAGGUGGAGUCGGAGACCGACACGCGCUACUUCGACUCCGAGUUCACGGGCGAGUCCGUCGAGCUCACGCCGCCCGAGCGCCCCGACCACCUCGCGCGCAUACAGGAGGAGCACUUCCCGCAGUUCUCGUACCAGGUGAGUGCCCGCCGCCCUUCAAGCCGCAGGUGGAGUCGGAGACCGACACGCGCUACUUCGACUCCGAGUUCACGGGCGAGUCCGUCGAGCUCACGCCGCCCGAGCGCCCCGACCACCUCGCGCGCAUACAGGAGGAGCACUUCCCGCAGUUCUCGUACCAGGUGAGUGCCCGCCGCCCUUCAAGCCGCAGGUGGAGUCGGAGACCGACACGCGCUACUUCGACUCCGAGUUCACGGGCGAGUCCGUCGAGCUCACGCCGCCCGAGCGCCCCGACCACCUCGCGCGCAUACAGGAGGAGCACUUCCCGCAGUUCUCGUACCAGGUGAGUGCCCGCCGCCCUUCAAGCCGCAGGUGGAGUCGGAGACCGACACGCGCUACUUCGACUCCGAGUUCACGGGCGAGUCCGUCGAGCUCACGCCGCCCGAGCGCCCCGACCACCUCGCGCGCAUACAGGAGGAGCACUUCCCGCAGUUCUCGUACCA